Molecule: messenger RNA, 1198 nt
Organism: Gossypium raimondii (Peruvian cotton)
Lineage: Eukaryota; Viridiplantae; Streptophyta; Magnoliopsida; Malvales; Malvaceae
Product: probable 2-oxoglutarate-dependent dioxygenase AOP1
Exons: 3
Coding region: 56-1039 (327 amino acids)
Molecular function (GO): dioxygenase activity
Source: RefSeq, a predicted model, not a curated record
GAAUCAUUUAGUUCAAGGAAACAUUUCCUUAGAGUAUAAAAAAAAAGUUACCAACAUGAGUGUUGACGCUAAGAUUGAGUUUCCAGUCAUUGAGUUCCGUUCAUCGGAUUUGGAGCGAGGAACCAAUGGGUGGUACCGAUUGUGCAAGAAAGUUCGAGAGGCUUGUGAGAUUUUCGGUUGUUUUGAGGUGGUAUAUGACACGAUUUCAACGAAAGUUCGAGAGGAGAUGUUUAGGUUGAUGAAAGAACUAGUUGAGGUCCCAGUGGAGAGGAAACAAAAGAACACUAGUCCCCUGCCUUACCAUGGCUGGGUUGGACCAUGCACUCAAGUUUCUUUGUUGUAUGAAGGCUUUGGACUUGGAGAUGUCUCCAACUAUGAUUCUGUUAAAAACUUUGCUCAACUUAUGUGGCCCGAAGGUCACCCACGUUUUUGUGACACUAUACAUACCAUGGGAACACAAUUGGAGGUGCUAAACAAGUUAAUCUUGUUAAUGAUAAUUGAUAGCUAUGGAUUAUCAGAGGACUCACUGAAGAUAAACUACACAACGUCAAUGCGGAUGAUGAAAUACAUGACCCCUCCACCGGGGGAGUAUGAGACAGGACUCUUUGCUCAUACUGAUAAACCGGUCAGCACAAUAAUUUGUGAGGAUCAAAUUCCAGGAUUGGAAAUUGAGGUCAAUGAUGGUCAAUGGAUCAAGCUGACUAAUUUAUCUCCUUCUUCUUUUGUCUUCAUGGUUGGAGAUCCUCUCAAGGCAUGGAGUAAUGGGAGAUUGAAAUCAACGAAACACAGAGUGAUGAUGAGCGGAGACAAAGAUCGUUUUUCUAUAGCAGCUUUUAUCAUGCCAAAUGAGGGUACCAUAAUCAAGACACCCAAAGAGCUUAUAGAUGAGGAACAUCCUCAACUUUUCAAGGACUUUGAUUUCAUGAAAUUCUUCUUUUUUGCCUUCUCAAACCCAGCAAGGCACAUUGAUAGUGGCCAGCUGCUCUAUGACUUUGUUGCUCUCUCACCACCAGUUUCCAAUGGCCAUAUGGACAAGUAAAAUCCCAGUUACAAAUAAUAAAUUUAGUCCUAUACUCAAGAUCUGCAUUCUCGUAUUGUAUUACUAUGUUAUGGUUACUUGUGUGAUUGUAUAAUGGAGUUCACUGAUUUGUCCUUUGAACUUUUAAAUAAAUAAAUAAUAAUUAAAGAGUCCAAAAAA